Theobroma cacao (cacao) is the source of this 2680-nucleotide messenger RNA. It is a transcript of the gene ZIGA4, whose product is annotated as ARF GAP-like zinc finger-containing protein ZIGA4. Gene Ontology annotation, molecular function: GTPase activator activity. Lineage: Eukaryota; Viridiplantae; Streptophyta; Magnoliopsida; Malvales; Malvaceae. The record is from RefSeq and is a predicted model, not a curated record.
CAGAGCGUUCUUGUCCCAAUCACAGCUGACUCAAAAAGGAAAAAAACCACUUUCCUUCUUCCUUUAACAAAAGAAUUCCCCCAAAACCCCAAACCCUCAAAAUUUUUCAUUUUUUCUUUGAUUUUUGCUUAAAAGUAUCGCUUAUUUUUGAGCAAAAAAGAUUGAAUACCAACUGUGUUUUUGAUAAAAUUUGAAGCUUUUAGGGUUUGUUUGGGGCUUUUUUAAAUUUUGAAAGAUCAAAUUGUUUGUUCUGAGAAAUGGGAAGUAGAAAAGAAGAAGAAAGAAACGAGAAGAUAAUAAGAGGUCUCAUGAAGCUACCUCCUAAUCGUCGUUGUAUUAACUGUAACAGCUUGGGUCCUCAGUAUGUUUGCACAAAUUUUUGGACUUUUGUUUGCAUGACUUGCAGUGGGAUCCAUCGUGAGUUUACUCAUCGUGUAAAAUCUGUAUCAAUGUCAAAGUUCACUUCACAGGAAGUUGAAGCUCUUCAAAAUGGUGGUAAUCAGCGUGCAAGAGAUAUAUAUCUUAAGGAUUGGGACCUGCAGAGGCAAAGAUUGCCUGAUAGCAGCAAUGCUGAUAAAAUCCGGGAGUUCAUAAAGAAUGUAUAUGUAGACAGAAAAUAUGUUGGAGGAAAAACAUCUGACAAGCCUCCAAGAGACAUGCAGAGUCUUAGAAAUCAUGAAGAUGAGAUAAGACGUGCCAGUUCUUAUCAUUCUUAUUCUCAAAGUCCGCCUUAUGACUAUCAAUAUGAAGAUCGGCGUUAUGGAAAACAAGCUGCUGCUGUGCUUUCUAGGAAGCCUGGUUCAGAUCGAGGCCACUAUGUUGGGAAGGUUUCUAGUUUUGUCUACAGUCCUGGUCGCUUAAGUGAUCAAAUGUUUGAGGACAGGUUUGCAAACGAGGGCUCUGCUCCUAGGGUUUCAGACUACUCUGUGUCCAGUGGAGGUGAUCCAUUCAAAUCUGGUACAGGGUCUCCAAAUUUUCAGAAGGACAUUGGAUUUAGCAGCCCAACUGCUCAACCUCCAAGAGAUGUUCUAAGUGAAGAUACACAACAUCAAACAAUCAAUUUGUUUGUGGAUCCAAGUUCCAAGAAAGAUGCUGGAGGGAUUCCACGCCCACAGAGAACUAAAUCCAUGGGCAGUUUUGGGUCAUUUGAUAGCAAUUCCAUGUCUGUCAAGUCAUAUAAUUCAGGCAUUGGACUGGAUGUUGUCUCUGAACCUGAACAAACAGCUGGGUCCUGUCAUGAUAAAGCAUCUACGUUCCCCCAAUCAUCUGUUCCUGUGAAUUAUGGUGGCCUGGAUCUGUUUACUGCAACUGAGGCUUCUGCUGCUCCACCUAUAGAUUUUUUUCAGUUACCUGCAACAUCAUCAAUUUCAUCCGAAGAUAUAUUUCAACCUGCGGCGGUAUCUACGAUGCCACCUGUGAAUUUAUUUCAACCUUCCCCAGCUACUCCAUCAAUAGACUUAAUUGCUGGGAUUGCUGAGCAGCCCCCAGCUGCAAGCUUUGAUAGAAAAUCACCAGAGUUACCUGAACCUAAAAAUGAAGGAUGGGCAACAUUUGAUACUCCUCAGCAUGCAGCAUCUAAUCCAGUAACGCAAAAUCUUUCAACUGCUGUAAUGUCCAGCGAUGGAGAUUUGUCAGUGAAGUUAGACCAAUUGUCAUCCUUAAACACAACCAUUCAGUGGCCACUGUUUGGAAAUUCUAGUGCUUUUGGGGCUACUUCAUCAAUGUCUAGUCAAUGGCAAGAGGGCUUGCAUGAUGGUCAAGCCUCCACUGCUGCAACUAGCACUCAGUCAUGGAAUGCUUUUAAUGAUUCUGCUGAAUCACUUUCUUUGGAACCACAAGUGGCAGUGUACAAUCAUUUGGCCACCACUGAUCAACAUUUGGGCUUAGGAGUUUCAGAGAAUCUUGAUAAUGAUGCAAUCCAAACAGCUGCCUCCCAUACUGGUUUCCCUGAUGCUACUUUAUCAUCAGAGGAUGGCUUGGCACCAUCAUAUGCUCCAUUGGUUAAUCCACCUUUGGGAGAGAAACAGUCCUAUGCUGCUGAUCGUAAAUCAACCAACCCGUUUGAUCUUCCUUAUGAUUCUGAAUCGGAACAAAGUGAUAUGUUCUUGGAUAUGAGUUCAUUACAAACCGCACUUCCUAAUGCUCAGUUGCCAUCCACCUAUCUUGGUGGUGUAUCGCAACCCUGGUUUCCUCAGAAUCCAGUGACACCUUGUAUCCCUGGAACACCACAAGGUGGCUUAGCAUACAUGUCCAGCCAAGCACCAAGUUCUCAAUUAUCGAAUGUCCCAGCCCAAGGGCCUGUUGCUUCCAUAGGAGGAAAUCCUUUUGCAUAGGAUUCUACUGGCAAAAGUAGCAUUUUAGUACUUUUUCAGUCAGUGGUAGUUUCCUAGUGUCAAAUGUAGCCAAUAUCUCGGUACAUUAGAAUUAAAUCUGCUGCGAAGUCAUUCCAAUUUUUUCUUUUGUGAAAAAUAAUACAUUGCCUAGGCGGAAAAUUCUUUUUAGUGCUAUGUUAUUUCGGGCCUUUUGUUUGUAUGUGAGCUAUGUUAGAAGCAGUGAUGCACCCAGGAAAGUGGUAGAGAGAUAGGUUUGUUAUGGUUCUUUGGGUGGCAAAGAUUUGAAUGUAUUGUAAUUGUGCCGGUUCAUAGGCUCUAUAAGUUAUUCUUGUUUGCUGCUUUUUCAA